This is a messenger RNA of Cuscuta campestris, 1045 nucleotides long. NCBI's taxonomy places the organism in Eukaryota, Viridiplantae, Streptophyta, Magnoliopsida, Solanales, Convolvulaceae. The record is from the annotation of a GenBank genome assembly.
UUCCCAAUUCGUUCACUCGUUCCUUUGCGCCGAAAAUCCGAAAAGAAUUGUUUUUUUAAUUUUAUGAUUAUGACGAUGAUGACGGCGACUGUGGAGUCGCCACCUGCCGCCGCCGCCCUGGGUUUCGCGGGUAAUCUGCACUUACUCGCGGAUGUGGCCAUAGCGCAAGAUGAGGCGGAGAAGGCCGCCGCUCUUGACAGGGAAAUUCUGUCCCUCCGCCGCGUGGCCGCCGCCAAGCUCACACGGGAAAAGAGGGUUUUGGACAAGUUUAAGGGAGACAUCAAGAAGAAAGAUUUCCUGAAGUUGGCCGCCUCUGUCAUGCCCUGGACCCCACUUCCGGCGGCGGGCCACAAGAGGAAGAGAGAAACGUCUUAUUCCCCGGAGCCCAUAAUAAUUAAUCGCCAAGAAGAAGAAGAAGAGAAACAAGGGGAGAAGAAGAAGAAAUUGAUCAUCAAGAUAAAGACUCCUGCGUCGGCAAACAACAGCCCGAAACAGAGCCCGAAACAGAGGGUUGAUGAUAUCUUUGCCCAUCAACAAGGCCCGGCCCCGGGCAUGCCGGAGAGAUUCAAGAAUAAGAUUCGGGAGCUAGCGGGGCCAAACGCUAUAAUUGGAGAGGAGAAGCUUCUGAUAGAAAAGGCGCUGACGGAAAGCGACACAAUGUUACUACAGGGGAGGCUGACCAUGCCGGAGAGGAGCAUGCAUAUGGCGGAGAGUGAGUUUCUGAGGGAGGAUGAGAAGCGGUUGGUGCGGCUGAAGGUGGGAAACAAAUUGGUGGGGAUCGACGCGACGCUGAUAGACCCGUUGCUGGGGAGGUGGGGGGUGAAGCUGAAGAGGUGGGAUAUGGGGAAAGGGGUGGGGAAGCGGAGCAGCGUGUCGUACGCCAUCAACGAUGGUUGGAACAAGGUACUGAAGGCACUUCAUUGGGAAGAUGGGAAUGGGGAUGGGAUCAUCGUUCAAGUAUGGAGCAUUCGCGUCAAUGGAAGCCUUUGGGUCGCAGUCGUGAGGCCAUAGCUUUGUUUUUUUUUAGUCUGAUAGAUCAUCGAGG